AUGAGUAGUAAUGUGAACAAAGGUUCUAACGGGCGUGCAAAUGAGAAUAGCAAUUCGAAUGAUAAUCUGAAUGUUAAUCUUAAUGACAACCCAAAUAACAAUCCGAAUGAGGGCUGGAAUUCUGAACAAUUAAAGGAUGAAGAAAAUAUAGGAUAUGAAAAACCGGACACGCAUACAAAUUUCUGGAAAUCUUUUGGCCUAGAUACUAAGGCAGGGAAGUUACUUUACAAUAUGUAUGGGGAGAAAAGUAAAAUAACCCCAGCUCUUAUUAAAACAAAAAUGGAUAUUAAAAAGGAUGUUCAGCCAAGUGAACCAGAAGAACCAAAGAGAAGGAAACCUCAAGUUAGCUAUCCGAUGUUCAAAAAGGAAGCAGCGAAGAAAAAGCCGAUAGAUACAAUACCACAUAAAAAACCUCUAUCGAAAAUUCUAGAAGAAACGAAAAACUAUGAAUCCAUAAAAGAGCUACCUGUGCAAAUAGAACGAAAUAGAAAUCUCGAAAAGAAAAAAUUGAGUGAACUUUUCUUUGAGCAGAAAUGUAAAGUUCUUCCUCCAAGUUGCUCUUCAGCAGUUUUGACAGAGGAAGAAAGAAAAGAAAUAAUUGAAAGUUCUGCGAAAAAUUUCCAUGAUCUUAGAAAUUCUAAUUGUAGAGAAGAGAAAAUUAUAGAAUCUAUGAAGAUUUAUCAAUCUGAGUUAAUUGAAGAAUUACAACAAAAGGUGAAUCAAUAUAAACAUAUCUUAUCACUUGGGGAAACAAAUAACGAUGCUGUAAAUAUGAAGAGCAGGUCAUCCAAUGAAUUCGAGUAUAAAAAAAUUGAACUUAUAAACGAAAUUGAAGAAUGUAAAAGGAAUAUUGAAAAAACGAAUGCCAUUUUGAAUUCAUAUAAAUAA
This is a messenger RNA of Plasmodium gonderi, 888 nucleotides long. RefSeq lists its product as hypothetical. The transcript is spliced from 2 exons. NCBI's taxonomy places the organism in Eukaryota, Apicomplexa, Aconoidasida, Haemosporida, Plasmodiidae. Bases 1 to 888 code for a protein of 295 amino acids. The record is from RefSeq and is a predicted model, not a curated record.